GGGGACGUGGCGCGGCGUGGGGGCGGGGUGCGGCCAUGUUGUCUCCCCGGCGGAAGGAGCCGGGUGGCAGCUCUUCUCCCGUCCCGGAGCAGAGCCAGCGCUCCUCUACGGCCCGCGAGCCGAGCGGCGGCUCCACCAUGGAGGAGAGCGGCGGAUUCCGGUUGUCGGCCGAGUGCCUGGACGAGCCUCCCAACAGCCGCGUUUUCGUGGUGCUGGGCAAGGACGCGGGCGAGGCGCUGAUUCGGGAGCGCUUCGCCCCGUUCGGGGACAUCCAGAACAUCUGGCUGCUGCGCGACAAGCGCACCAACGAGUCCCGAGGCAUCGCCUUCAUCAAGUUCGCCCGCAGCUCGCAGGCCUGCCGGGCCAUGGAGGAGAUGCAUGGCCGCAGCCUGGCCCCCGAUACCAAGCCUAUCAAGGUAUUUAUUGCACAGUCAAGAGCUUCUGGAAGCCACCGAGAUGUUGAAGAUGAGGAGCUUACACGAAUCUUUGUUAUGAUACCAAAGACCUAUACAGAGGAAGAUCUGCGAGAGAAGUUUAAGAUGUAUGGAGACAUUGAGUAUUGCAGCAUCAUUAAAAACAAGACUACUGGAGAAAGCAAAGGUUUGGGCUACGUGCGGUACUUAAAACCAUCGCAAGCUGCCCGAGCAAUUGAGGAGUGUGAUCGAAGCUAUCGAGCCAUUUUGGCUGAACCGAAAAACAAGUCACCUGAAUCUUUUGAACAUGAAUAUUAUAGCAAUAACGCGAGGCAAGAACCAAGGGGAAAUGUAUUUCCAUUUUGUGCUCAGCCAGAGUUUUGUAGUUUUGAAAAAAAUGAGACCAGGAUUCAGGAGUCAGUCUCCAAACGUCUGUCAGUGGUAUCACGGCUUCCUUUUAUCCAAGAACAGCUGUUUGCCCUCUUUGAUCUAGUCCCAGGACUGGAGUAUUGUGAUGUUCAGCGAGAUCCUCAUACUAAUAAUGGGUAUGCUGUGAUUCAGUACAGUACAGCUGCAUCAGCUAUAUAUGCCAAGUAUAAGCUACAUGGGUUUGAGUAUCCUCCUGGAAACAGAUUAACUGUCAUUUUUCUGGAAGAUGGGAAUGAUAGUUCAGACCUCAUCAGAAAAAUGGCAACACAACUGGUAACAGCACAUAUGACCUCAGUGUUGCGAAAUAAUAACGCAGUUGUUCAGCAGUAUAGGACACCUCCUCAGGCAUUUGGAGGAACCUCUGGCUCACCAUUACUUCAGCCCCAAACUGAUGCUUUGCUUCCACCACCCAAGAAAAAAGUUCCACCUGACACUUCUGUGAAGGAAAGGCUUUUCGUACUUUUUCAUCCUCAUCCUUUACCUGUGACUGUAUUGGAGGAUGUUUUCUGCCGUUUUGGAAAUUUAAUAAAAGUUUAUCUCGUGGCUGGAAAAAAUGUGGCCUAUGCAAAAUUUGCAGACCGAGCAAGUGCCAGUGAGGCCAUAACUGCGUUACAUGGCAAGAUUGUGAACGGUGUCAGACUUAAAGUAAGGUUGGCAGACUCCCCCACAGAGGAAUCUAACAAACGUCAGAGAACCUACUAAGUAGAACUAAAUAAUGACAUGACCCUCGACUGACUGACUGACUGAAACGUGACUAGACAUGGUUCCUGGGGACAGUGACAUCUUUUUCUUUUCUUUCUUCCCUUUCUUUUGCAUUGUUACUCUGAUAUCAUAGUUUCUGUUUUUAAGAAGUGUGGACAUGCAGUUUUUAAAGAAUCUAGCAGUUUUAAAAUUGUAUACUGAUGGUUGUUCGUGUAGAAUCCUGUUAUCUUGUAUUCCAGAAAUAAAUCUCUUGUGCUAAACGAAGUUCCACAAACAUGGAAAUAGCAGUGAUGGGAGUCAGGUUUUUGUGGCUUGACCUGGUUAAUUGAUAAUGAAUCAAAUUGUAACUACUCUGUAUCAAAGGCACUUCCAGUGGUCAGAAUUGCUUUGAAGUAGAGCAGUAAAUGAAAAGAAAGAGCUAUUUCAAAAACUACUAGCAUGUUUGAGAGUGUUAAGUCAGAUUUGGUCGAAAAGCCAUACUCAUGAAAGUGAUUGAAGUACAGUCUUGAAUAUUUCACUGACUUGGACCAAGAGUAUUAAUUAUGCUUUAUAUGCUGUUUAGUGUAAAGGACGUUUAACUAUGGGUCAAGCUGUCAAAGCUGCUUGCGUUUAUCAUUUUCUUGAGGUACUGUCAUUGUAACUACAGAGAAAUUAUGGAGUCUGGGAAUGUUUUUUUUUCCCCCCUCUUUGACUUCUCUUAAGAAGCUCUCAAUGAAUACAUUGUUGAAGAAUUCGGUAAUUGAACAACAGUUCAGUAUUUCAGGAAGAUGAAGAGGAUUUGAGUGUUGCUAAAGAGUAAACAAAGAUAAUUUGAAUAAGUAUUUGCAAAGAUAAUUGUCAAAUACAAAUAAUUCCUGAAUGCUA
Molecule: messenger RNA, 2408 nt
Organism: Lagopus muta (rock ptarmigan)
Lineage: Eukaryota; Metazoa; Chordata; Aves; Galliformes; Phasianidae
Gene: RBM45
Product: RNA binding motif protein 45
Exons: 10
Coding region: 36-1544 (502 amino acids)
Molecular function (GO): RNA binding
Source: RefSeq, a predicted model, not a curated record